Molecule: messenger RNA, 2024 nt
Organism: Solea senegalensis (Senegalese sole)
Lineage: Eukaryota; Metazoa; Chordata; Actinopteri; Pleuronectiformes; Soleidae
Gene: elovl1a
Product: ELOVL fatty acid elongase 1a
Exons: 9
Coding region: 601-1545 (314 amino acids)
Biological process (GO): fatty acid elongation, saturated fatty acid; fatty acid elongation, polyunsaturated fatty acid; very long-chain fatty acid biosynthetic process
Cellular component (GO): endoplasmic reticulum membrane; endoplasmic reticulum
Molecular function (GO): fatty acid elongase activity
Source: RefSeq, a predicted model, not a curated record
AACGAACGUAUUGAGGAGGAAACUUUGCGCACCAUCCUGGCCUCACACCCUUUAUUGCUAGGCUUGGGGAACAGGUAAAACCAGCAGGGUCUGGGCAGGAACCCAGCCUUUAAGCCACUGUGCAGGAAGGGAUGGGCAACUCACAGUGUGACACAAGUCCAAUCACUGACAGGCAAACUGCAGAUGGAAAGGUGGAGCUUAGCACUGAAACAGGGUGUGGUCCUGAAACCAGCAAGGUCUGUAGUAGUGGCCUUGGGUUUAAAUUGACUUGAAUUACUUCAUUCUCGUAGUCAUCAUAGCUGGCCUCUCUCACUUCCACUCAUCACCCUCUUACUUUCUGUCCAUCUUCACACAUCUUUCCUAUCUAUCUUUUCUAUGAGAGUUCCCGCGCCGGUUGGAUUUUCAGUGAAACCUUUGAGGACAGCAGCUGGACAACAGCCUCCCACGGCAUAGCUGCUGUGUAUGUAUCUGGUCUCCACUUUAUCACCCACACUGGUGCUGCUGAUCUCUGGGAUCUUCAGGGUUGGCUGUGCAGGAGGCAGGGCUGAGGAGUGGUGCUCAGCAGGAGUUUGAUAAGAGCAAAAAAAGCCAUUUGUCACAAUGCUGUCGGAAGCCCUGUCACACGUUUUAAAAAUGCAUAGUUAUCUACAAUCCAGAACUGAUGUCCGAAUCAGAGACUACCCUCUGAUGCGGGGCCCUGAAGAGAUGACCACCAUCCUUUUGGCCUAUGUCUUCUUCUCCGUGUAUGUUGGGCCCCGUUUUAUGGUGAACCGCAAACCAUACAGCUUAAAGAAAGCCAUGGUCGUCUACAACCUAAGCAUGGUGUUGCUAAAUGCCUACAUAGUCUAUGAAUUCUUGGCUGCUGGAUGGGCCACGACCUAUACAUGGAGAUGUGACCUCGCUGAUACUGCCAGCAGCCCUAUGACUUUUAGGAUGAUACGAGCCUCUUGGCUUUUUUAUAUUUCAAAAUUCAUCGAACUCCUAGACACGGUCUUUUUUGUGCUGAGGAAGAAACAAAGCCAGAUCACAUUUCUCCAUGUAUUCCAUCACUCGGUCAUGCCCUGGUCGUGGUGGUGGGGCAUCACUCUGACUCCUGCUGCCGGCAUGGGCUGCUUCCAUGCCAUGGUGAAUUCAGGAGUGCAUGUUAUCAUGUACUUCUACUAUGGACUCUCUGCUGCAGGACCUCGCUUCCAGAAAUACCUGUGGUGGAAGAAGUACAUGACUGCCAUCCAGCUGACGCAGUUUAUCAUGAUUUCCGUUCACAUCAGUCAGUACUACUUCAUGGAGAAGUGUGACUACCAAGUUCCCAUGUGGAUCCAUUUGAUCUUGAUGUACGGCGUCUUCUUCUUUCUACUUUUCUCCCACUUCUGGGUGCAGGCCUACAUCAAGGGCAAUCGACUUCCUGUGCCAAAAAGCACCCCAAAACUGAACGGCUCUGCAGGUGAACCAAUGACUGCAGUGGCCAAUGGCAAGCACCUGGAGAAUGGAAAUGCUUCCCAUCAUAGCAAUGGCAAAAUCCUCAUGGGCAAAGUAAAGGAGGUCUAAUGUGGUGACUGGAAAUGAGGAGGAACAAGGCCGCUCUAUAAAGACCACCUUGAAUUUGUCCUUUUGUGAUUCAUAUCCAGUAGUGGAUUGGAGUGACACACAUUCCGAUAUACUACUUCUAAACUUUUGUAAUUUUUAUAUAAAUCUCAUGCUUUUUGAAACUAUAUGCACACCUCUUGGGAUAUGAAUGCCUUACUGGUGACAUUGUGAUUGUUAGUUGUGAGUAAUCAUUAACUCUGACACUCACUGAAUGUUGAGCUGGUGCACAUUUUGUCACUGAUUAGUGUUCUUCAACUCAAGCUUGAGGCCACGCGAGCUUGACCUACACUGUUUGGCCGGCAUGACCCUGUUUGUUUGGACGUUUUGCACCGUUUCCACUGAAGGCUAGCACAUGAUGUAAAUAACUGCUCAAAAGUUUGUCAAAAUUAGGUUUUCAUUGUAAAUGUGAAUGUUGCUGUUCUCCCCACCCCCACCCCCAC